AUGACCACCGCUUUCCCUCUUCUCAGUUUGCCAGAUGAGGCAUUGGCACUUGUGGUUGGAUGCAUGAAGUAUACUGAAAUAGUUUUAUUCUCACUUGCGUCUAACAAGACUAAGGAAGUUGUCAAAUCUCUAAAUUUGAGUGUCAAACAUGUCAGUGUUACGAUUGAGGAUAUUAUCAGAAUCCUAUUCGAUACAGAUGAUGAUAGUCCUUCAUCCAUGGUUUGGAGUUUCUAUCCGAGAGAGGACAACGCUGGCCACAAACCGAUUCCGGUUUACAUGCCGGCUCGUGUGAGUGUGGCAUCGGUGCGUGGCAUGGUCACUGAACGGAACUUGAAGGAAUAUCAGAACCCGGGUCUUAGCGUUCAAGAAUGGGUUAACCAUAUGCAGUUUAUAUUCUCUUGUUCGGAAAUCGAGUUCCUUUUAUUCGAGAAUGAAACAUGUCAGUUUGAUUGGAUUUCGUUGAAGAAUGUAUUUGGAAAAAUCGAUAUAGACACGCUCUUUUUCAACGAACUUUGUAGUUUGAAGUGUGCACAGUUGGCAGUGAGACAUUUCCCAUCGGCUAGAUGUGUCACUGCUUUUUGUUCAAGUUUCAAUGAUCCCAGUCGCUACCGAAACAUUCUGAUUCAAAAUUUGGAUUCAUUGGUUCUUGGAUUCAAAGAUAUGUCAUUGAAAAUUGGAUUGGAUGAUCUUUUAUUGAUAAAUAGUAAGGAAAUCUCAAUUCGAUCUCCAACUCUUACUAAUAAAAUGGUCAAUCAAUUUCUCAAACAUUGGAUCGAAGGGUCAAACCCGAGAAUGGAAAACGCACGUUUCAGAUUUGUCAAUAAUCAAGUUGUAACUAAGGAAACUAUAUUGAAAGGCUUGCAAUAUCAAGGGAUGCCAUUGGAUGACGUUAAUGUAAACGGACAGAACACAGAAGUCUAUUAUAUCUUUCGAAGAGACGGAACUGCCGGAAUGAUCUCAAUUGAACGGGAUGAGCAAGAAAACGUUGUUCAUUUUAACAUUUUUUAA
This is a messenger RNA of Caenorhabditis remanei, 1008 nucleotides long. RefSeq lists its product as uncharacterized. The record is from RefSeq and is a predicted model, not a curated record. The transcript is spliced from 2 exons. Lineage: Eukaryota; Metazoa; Nematoda; Chromadorea; Rhabditida; Rhabditidae. Bases 1 to 1008 code for a protein of 335 amino acids. Gene Ontology annotation, molecular function: protein binding.